Molecule: messenger RNA, 870 nt
Organism: Colletotrichum spaethianum
Lineage: Eukaryota; Fungi; Ascomycota; Sordariomycetes; Glomerellales; Glomerellaceae
Product: heterokaryon incompatibility protein s
Exons: 1
Coding region: 1-870 (289 amino acids)
Source: RefSeq, a predicted model, not a curated record
AUGGCCGCAGAAACCUUUGGCGUCGUGGCAGGCGCCUUGAGCAUAGCGUCCUUAUUCAACAACUGCGUUGACUGCUUCGAGUACAUUCAAAUGGGCCGCCAUUUUGGUCGAGAUUUCGAGCGCAGCCUACUGAGAAUUGAUAUCGCCAAAGCCCGACUCAGUAGAUGGGGCGAAGCCGUCGCGAUCAACGAGAACCCUUGCUUUACUACCAACACGCCAGGCGACAGAUCCUCCCUUCAGGUGCAAUCAAUCUUGGAGCAGAUCAACGAUCUGUUCCAGACGCUACAAAGGUCUUCCAAGCAUUACGAGAUCGGCGCAAAUCAUGAGGAUUUGGUACGCCUUACAGACACGGGCAUGCAACCAGUAGCCCAGCAACUACAUCGCAGGCUUAGUCUCAUUGCCGGCCAGCGGCAGAAGAAAACGAGCCUUACGAAGAAGGUAACGUGGGCGCUCUACGAUGGCAAGAACUUCAACAAGCUGGUGAAUGAGAUGAUGGACUUUGUGGAUGCCUUGGAGACGCUGUUCCCCGCUGAGCAGGCCCGCCGCAGACUCGCGAGGCUGGAGAUUGAUGCAGUGGAAGACGAAGAGAGCUUGACAAUGCUACAAGACGCCGCCCAGGAAGCCGAUAGUGUUUUAUCAGAAGCAGUCCGGGAGAAAUUUGAAGGCAUGACGGGAAGGAACUACGCCGAGGUCAUCAGCGCGGAGGAACAGGCAAAGAUUCGGGUGGGGAACGAGUGGAGCGAAGCUGCCUUGGACCCGGCUACGCGCUAUACGGAUCGGACUGAGAAUGGGGCAGGUUCAGUGGCAGCGAGAGGCACCACGGCAGUGCACAUUGGAAAUCGGUAUGGUGGGCGAGGUAUUUUCGACUGA